Molecule: messenger RNA, 5021 nt
Organism: Dama dama (fallow deer)
Lineage: Eukaryota; Metazoa; Chordata; Mammalia; Artiodactyla; Cervidae
Gene: RAB6B
Product: RAB6B, member RAS oncogene family
Exons: 8
Coding region: 65-592 (175 amino acids)
Molecular function (GO): GTPase activity; GTP binding
Source: RefSeq, a predicted model, not a curated record
CCGACCUCGGCUCGAAAAGGCCCCUCGGUGCCCGGUCGGGAAGACAUCUCUGAUCACACGGUUCAUGUACGACAGCUUCGACAACACGUACCAGGCAACCAUUGGGAUUGACUUCUUGUCAAAAACCAUGUACUUGGAGGAUCGUACGGUGCGACUGCAGCUCUGGGACACAGCCGGCCAGGAGAGGUUCCGCAGCCUGAUCCCCAGCUAUAUCCGGGACUCCACGGUGGCCGUGGUGGUGUAUGACAUCACAAAUCUCAACUCCUUCCAGCAGACCUCUAAGUGGAUUGAUGAUGUCAGGACGGAGAGGGGCAGCGAUGUGAUCAUCAUGCUGGUGGGCAACAAGACGGACCUGGCUGACAAGAGGCAGAUAACCAUAGAGGAGGGCGAGCAGCGCGCCAAAGAACUGAGCGUCAUGUUCAUCGAGACCAGUGCGAAGACUGGCUACAACGUGAAGCAGCUCUUCCGACGUGUGGCCUCGGCUCUGCCUGGAAUGGAGAAUGUCCAGGAGAAAAGCAAAGAAGGGAUGAUUGACAUCAAGCUGGACAAACCCCAGGAGCCCCCGGCCAGCGAGGGCGGCUGCUCCUGCUAAUGCAGCCAGACCCCGGCUUCCUUUGACACUACUCGCUUGUUGUGUUGCUUCCUAUUGGUUAGCUUCCUAAGGGGGGUGGGAGAUGAGCUUAUCCAGAUGGGAGGAGUUUUCUUUUCUCUCUGUCUCUAGGAGUCGGGUGGGUGGGGAGGGAGGCUGGGCAUCAGGGAUCACGUCACUCUUAACAGCUGUUACUUAAACAACUAUUUUUUGGUUUGGUUGUAAUAUAUUGUACUUUAUUAAGAUUGCCAAAAACUUAAAAUUUAAAAAAAAAUUUAAAUCAUGUGUAUACAACUUUUUGCCAGAUAAAAAUGUAGUCAUUUUUAUUUGAAAGAUGUGCUUUUUUUGUUUUUGUAUAUUUGUAAACUUACAGAGAACCUUUUCCACACACCUCCUCCUUCCUGUCCUCUUUUAAUGGUUCAUCACCUCUGCCCUCCUCCCACCCCCAGACCAAUAAAUUUAAACAAUUAACUGGGCAAUUUAUUUAGGCUCCAAUCCCGAGGCUGUCUGGCCCAGACCAACCAGGCCUCACCAAACAGGCCCUCCGUGGUUAAAUCAAACACUGAUGGAAGGAAACAGGUUCUGAAGAGGCAGCUCUGACUCCGUCCUUCUGUGGCCAGAGCAGGACAUGAACCACAGCCCCGAGCUGAAAUAAGGCCUGUGAACUGCAGGGAGCCCAGGCCAGACCCACUGGAAUCACUUCUGCUGAAUCCCCUCCCUGAAAAGCCUCGAAGAGGGUGGAGGACAACUUGCCACAGGCGACUGUCUGUGUUCUGUGGUCCACCCAACUGGCAGAGCAAGAGGUCAUGGGCAGGAAGGAAGGACGGGGUGCUGUUGGCAACUGUGGGCUGGGGCAAGGUGUGGUUUAUAGACUGGGGGCACCAUAUGUAGUCAUCAAAAUGUUUUAACCAAGCCGUCCAACGAUCAGCAAACAUGUCUGGUUUGAAGCUAAGGGAAGGGCAGGAGAAACCUCGGUGUGUGCCCCUGAAGUCCUCCUCCUUGGAUGCCAGGGAAGCUGGAGCCUGUUCCACCCAGCAUUGGCCCGUCUGUGGUGCGGGAAGGGAGGGUCUGCAGAACUGCCACCAGGAAGAUGCAUGUUUGCCGGUCCUUGGUUGCUACUACUGUUGAGUGCUGUUCUGGAAAAGCUGACUUCUUGAUGUGUUUCUGUCUCCCUGGUGCAGGGCAGUUGACCUUUUUGUGCACAGACCUUUGCAGAUAUUGUAGCAGCACUCUGGUCACUUGAGGGUAAGGCUGAGGUGGGGCCCCCAGAAGGCUUUCCAGAGAGCCAUCCUGGCCAUUUUUGACUCAUUUCUGAGAAGGACUUAGUCCUGAGGACCUACCUGUAAAAUCUUCGGAAAGAACUCUCUUUCACUAAGUGAUGCUGCCCGCUUGACCAGCAUUCCAAAUAGAUCAGACUCACCAACUCCGAGUCUGCACAAAGCCAGGCGGAGGGCAGCCACUCUGGCCAAAAUCAGUGAACCCUGCCUGGCUCUUCCUCCAGGCAGCUGUUAGGCUUGUCAUAGACGAGCUAAAUGACUAUCUGGCGUAUAGUAGGGAGUAAAUUCCACCAUAAAGCAGGAUCCCAACAAGUUAUUAUGUUGAAUUUGGAACUUCUCAGAAACUAAGCCAAAAUGGCAGCCACCAAGCGUAGCAGGGACCCGGCGGGACUCACUGAUACUGUGUCCAGGGGCCUGUCACACACUCAGCUAAGGAGACUGUGUGUCAGAGCUGAUCUUUAGAAGUUUAUCUUCAGGUGAAGAAAAGAGGAAGCAGAAUUCCCACUGAGCUCCUCUUCCAGAAGGUAAAGACCAACGUACGAACGUAAUUCCAGUGUCACAUGUUGAGUUUUUAUAUGUGUGUACAUAAUUAUAUAUAGAGAUAGACUUGUGUAUACACCUUCCACACACAUUCUCACAAAGAUACGUGUGCUCGAUGUAUAUUCUUGUUUUUCCUGCUCUCAAGUUGGAACUUGCAUUGUGAUAUCAGUUUUGGAAAUCCAAAAGUACUGCAAUGUGUUGAAAUAAGAAAUGCUUAAUAUUGUCCAAAAACUUGUGAAUUGUCUUGCCAUCAAUAAAACAAUGCAUAGAUGUGUUAACUAAAGGCAAAAACAGACCCUGGGAAUAUGCACACUGUUUCUGUCUGUACUUAUAUGCACAAGUGUGCAUGCCUAUACAGGCCAGUCCCCCCACCAUGGCACACCCCCCAAGUGGUGCUUGUUGGAAGAGUGCUUACUUACCUCGUGAGAAUUCAGAGGAGUCCAGGAGACAGCACCAAGCCUGGCUGGCAGUGAGGGCCAUUGCUUGUGGCCCCUAGGACAGCCCAAUUUGCAGGGAUCUCAUUGGGUCUCAGUGAAUGAAUGGUGGAUUUUUAUUUUCUUGGUACUAAAGAGUACUUUUUCUUUAAAAAUUUUUGUUAAAAAGAUAGAAACUCAGUCCCCUUCUCAUGUGUACACAUAUCCAGGGUACCAUGUUUUUUUCCAUCACAGCCUAGAAUAAUAGUAAGAGAUGAAGUAGAUACAGUGUGGCUUGAUGUGGCCUCCGUGAGCCCUCCUUUCCCAACACAUACAUGACAUCCUCUCUCCUGAGCCCAGCUCUCCCAGCCCUGUAGGAGAGGGGGAGGUGGGGAGGGCAAUUGCCUCCCCUUAUCCUCCUAUCCUGGUGGCGCCACAUUGUUCUAUGAGUGCCCUCCUCGGGCCUCAUCUCCACCCCUCUUCCUGGGUCUGUCAGGGCAGCCAGACCUCCAGCACAGAAGGGCCUUGGCUCCUUGGCUCCCACUGGGGGCAGGUGCCGUCACUGUCCUCUUGCUUGUAGGUAGGAUCUUGUCUGAGUUAAGGCUCAAUAAUGAAAUGAUCAGGUUCCCUUGAAGAGAAUGUCAUGAAAUUCCUCAGCAUUCCUGGUGAGAGUAUCCCAUCGUUGCUGGAUCCAGGUGGGCUAGCAUGAGGCAGAGAGGAAGGACCCUCUUAGGAAAUGAUUUCAGUUUAGCCAGUGGUUCAGUCUCUCUCCACAGAGCACACUUGACCUGGAAAUAGAGCAGGCUCAUCUUCUGUAGCCCUCUGUUUUACUUUGAGGAAUCUCAAAAAAAAAGAAAAAAAAACGCUGUCAGUAAAGCUCCUGUUUUGUGGACAUCUGAAAAAUCGAGCAUAUGGUGGAGAAAGCAGAAAGCGUGUUUAUAAAUGCAGAUGUGCCAGAGUGAAGGGGUGGUCUUGGCAUCUCGAGUGCUAGAGCUGCCGCCGUGUGGUCCAAGGUUAGCAAGCAUGCUGACUCGGUCAGAGGUCUCCCUGCCAUCACCAUCACCGCACUCUUCCUGUCAGCAUCCUCAGUUGGUCUGGGAUGGCUCAGGUCUGAGGAGCAAUGGCCAGAUCAGUUCGAGGGUUUCAGGCAGCAGAAACGAGGAUUGGUAUGGUGGUAGCCGAGACUGUGGACACAUCUUGAGUGUGAUGUUGUCGUUUUCCUGGUCGCGGCAAUGCUGGGGACCCCUGCCCUCAAGUACCAGGUGUGACAAUAAUGGCACCGCUGGCUUCGGUGUCCUGCAGGCAGAGAAGCCUCAUUUCUCCACAUGGCAGAAGGCAGGUGAGGGUGUCGGGAUGUGAGAACAGGUACCUGAGGGCUGUGAGGCAUGUCUGAGCCACACGAGGGGCAACCGAGCUGAAGUGUCUGGGCAUCAACCAGUGCGCACUAGUUUCCUAACUACCUCUCCCCCAAGAAUGUGAGACAUUGUCCCCUGGCUACAGCAGAGUGAGGCGGCAGGCUCACAACCUUCCUGCAGGAAAUGCAGGAAAACCAAGUCCGAGAAGGGUGACUUGCUUGUGAUUACCCAGUAACCUGCAAGCAGUCAGAAUCAAGUGUUUUCACCCUUCAUCUAUCGCUGACGUGUGUGUAACAGAUGUGACUCUGCACUGGCACGCAGGGCUACAGGGCACGUGUGCUCCUCAGACCAUCUCUACUCUGGUUUGGACCUAAAAGUCGGUCCAGCGUAUCUGAGUACCUUUCAGGCUCCUCCAUUGCAAAGAAGGGCCAGCCCCCAAGUCCACUCUGAUUGUCACAGCAGGGCACCCUCUGGAUUUUUUUGUUUGAAAUAAACUAUUUCAGUGACCCCAAACCUUGAGCUCUCAAUGUGUAAACUCCCUGGACACCAGACAACCCCCUACCCCGCCCCUGCUGAUGCUCACGGUAGGGUGUGGUUUAUCCUUGCAGUGGGAUGGGAAGCUUCCUUCUAGUGCGAAGCCUCCAUAGGUGGACGGCCAGCUGUAUCACACGGUGUGUGUCACCUUCCUCCUCACCCGGCCCCAGGGAAGUGAUUGGCCACGAGGAGCACAAAGGAUGGCAUUCCCAUCUCACUGGCUCAGCAGGCUUAAAUGGCCACAUUGACUUUACAUAAAACUGUGUAAAAUGUGGAAGACUCAGCAUGUUGAUCAAACAAUAAACUGUCCUAA